This is a messenger RNA of Drosophila bipectinata, 732 nucleotides long. Its product is annotated as surfeit locus protein 4 homolog. NCBI's taxonomy places the organism in Eukaryota, Metazoa, Arthropoda, Insecta, Diptera, Drosophilidae. The record is from RefSeq and is a predicted model, not a curated record. Gene Ontology annotation, cellular component: membrane.
AUGGAUCCUUUCAUCCUGGGAGAAUGUCAAAAACGACUUCUUAAGAGUUUCUUGUCGUUGGUGGCGCGCUGCAUAAUAGUAGCCAGCUUCGUGGCGGAUGGAGUAAGAUGCAUCCAAAAUUGUCACUUUAAGAGCAUCCAGCUGAAUUUAACAUGGAACUGUGGACUUUAUCUCGCCGAACUCUACCUACUCUUACUCGGAAUUGUUCAGAUACUGGCCUCCAUUUUGGUGGUGGUACAAAAAGAGAAAUUUUUGGCCACCGGAAUGCUUUGGUUGGCGGCCCAUAUUCGCCUCGUUACCAAUCCGCUACUGUGGAGCAUUUCGAUGUACCGUGAAGUAUUGGGCGCAACCAGUGCUCUAUUAUUAACCAUGCUGAAGCCUCGCCAUCAGGUAGUGAUCUCAUUUUUGCUGGCCACCUUCUUAAAUUGGUAUGAAUUGAAGGAUCUCUUGUGGGAGGAUCUCUUAUGGUAUUUCCUUGGCAAGAGCACAAUGAAACCCCUGCUUGUAUACAUGAUGAUUGGACUUAAGACGAAGGUAUCCGCCUUUGUGGUAAUCCUGCUCAUGACUGCUCACUGCUUUCAUGUCCACGCCUUUUGGCAGGUGCCUAUAGCCCAUGAAUUCAUGGAUAUUCGCGAACUUAUGGUUUUUCAGUUUUGGAACGAGGUCACAGUCAUAGGAGGCCUAUUUUUCUCCGCCAUACAUAGCAAACACCGUUUUGAAAAUAUUUUCUAA